Molecule: messenger RNA, 663 nt
Organism: Alternaria ventricosa
Lineage: Eukaryota; Fungi; Ascomycota; Dothideomycetes; Pleosporales; Pleosporaceae
Gene: NTH1
Product: alpha,alpha-trehalase nth1
Exons: 2
Coding region: 1-663 (220 amino acids)
Biological process (GO): base-excision repair; nucleotide-excision repair; base-excision repair, AP site formation
Cellular component (GO): nucleus
Molecular function (GO): DNA-(apurinic or apyrimidinic site) endonuclease activity; DNA binding; oxidized pyrimidine nucleobase lesion DNA N-glycosylase activity
Source: RefSeq, a predicted model, not a curated record
AUGCCUGGGGGCUUCAACCUCGAAUCGGUCCUCGCCUUAGAACCCCCCGAACUGAACGCGUUCAUCAACAAAGUCGGCUUCCACAACCUCAAGACCAAGUACAUCAAACAAACGGCCGAGAUAUUGAGAGACAAAUUCAACGGGGAAAUUCCAGAUACUAUCGAAGGGCUUGUGUCGCUACCGGGUGUCGGACCUAAGAUGGGGUACCUGACGAUGAGCGCAGCUUGGGGCAAAACCGAGGGUAUUGGUGUCGAUGUCCACGUCCACCGCAUAACCAACCUAUGGGGCUGGCACAAGACGCAGCAGCCAGAACAGACGCGUGCAGCACUGGAGUCAUGGCUACCAAAAGACAAGUGGCAUGACAUCAAUAACCUGCUGGUGGGCUUUGGGCAGACGAUAUGCCUGCCCGUGGGUAGGAAGUGCGGCGAUUGCAAGUUGGCGGAGAGAGGUCUCUGUCCUUCAGCAGUUGUAGCCAAGAGCACGAAAGUCAAGAAAGAAGCUGUUGUGAAAGUAGAAGCUCCCAAUGGCAGCGAAGAGGCGGUGGUGAAAGAAGAGCAGGUGGUGGCUGAAGUCGAUGAGAUCAAAGCUGAAGAUGUAGAAGUUGCGAUAGACAUAGAAGAUAUUGGGCAGGCGCCACGAAGGAGGCCGCAGAGAAAGAAGUAG